CAUGGGAGAAAAAAAAAAAUCCUGAAUACCAACCAAGCAGUAGCAUUCUAUUGAAGUUGAAGUCGUACAAAAGAGAGGGAGGAGACCAAUCUUCUUCCUUUUCAGACAGAGACUAGUAGAGCGUCCCCACGAAAUAUGAAACCCUAAAAAAUCCAUAUGGACUGAAGACGUUCCACAUAUCUCACUUUUCUUUGAGUUUGAUCCAUUCGUAUUCAGAACAAGGAGAAGGAGAGGAUAUGCAUCCGCAUCAGAAGACAAUUCUUCCCAAGAGAAUAAUACUGGUUCGCCACGGUGAAUCUCACGGCAACCUCGACACUGCAGCCUAUACCACCACCCCUGACCACGAGAUUCAGUUGACCCAACAAGGCAUUGCACAGGCCCGCCUCGCCGGAGCUAAAUUACGGCAGGUCGUUGCUGGCGGCGACUCUUGUCCCAAUUGGCGGCUCUACUUUUACGUCUCCCCCUACGACCGCACUCGAUCGACCCUCCGCGAGAUUGGUCGAUCUUUCUCCAAGAAAAGGGUUCUUGGCGUCAGAGAGGAGUGCCGAAUCCGGGAGCAAGACUUCGGAAAUUUUCAGGUGCAAGAGAGGAUGAAAGUCAUCAAGGAGACGCGCGAACGCUUCGGCAGGUUCUACUAUCGCUUUCCGGAGGGAGAGUCCGCUGCCGAUGUUUUCGAUCGCGUUUCAAAUUUCCUAGAAUCGCUGUGGAGGGACAUAGACAUGAACAGGCUACACAUGGAUACCAGGCAUGAUCUGAAUCUGGUGAUUGUGUCACACGGACUGACAUCACGGGUAUUCUUGAUGAAGUGGUUCAAGUGGACAGUGCAACAAUUUGAGCAUUUAAACAAUCCAGGGAACUGUGAAAUCCGGGUGAUGCAGCUGGGGAGAGGAGGGGAAUACAGUUUAGCAGCGCAUCACAGUGACGAAGAACUUUUGGAAUGGGGGCUUUCCCCUGACAUGAUAGCUGACCAGAAGUGGAGGGCCACUGCAGAUAGGGGUGCCUGGAACGAUCACUGCCCCUGGUACUUGGAUGAAUUCUUUGACCAUCUUGCUGACGAUUCUGAUGAUGACACUGGACGCACAAGUUGAAACCACUCGAUAGUGUGCCCUCUUUCUGCUUUUGAAACCACGAAUUCUUUUAGCAUCAUUAUUUUUAUAGUCAACAGUCAUCAAUACUACAAACAAAUCUAUUCUUUAAGCGAUUCCUAGACGCUUGCAUCGGGUGAUGUGUCAAGCGGGAGCCUCCAUUGUCGUUUGUCUCAGGCAUGUGACGAUUUCAUUUGGAAUCAGGAACGUUGAUCA
Messenger RNA from Prosopis cineraria, 1301 nucleotides. RefSeq names its product phosphoglycerate mutase-like protein AT74. Bases 237 to 1088 code for a protein of 283 amino acids. The record is from RefSeq and is a predicted model, not a curated record. Gene Ontology annotation, molecular function: phosphatase activity. NCBI's taxonomy places the organism in Eukaryota, Viridiplantae, Streptophyta, Magnoliopsida, Fabales, Fabaceae. The transcript has 2 exons.